Molecule: messenger RNA, 7837 nt
Organism: Odontomachus brunneus
Lineage: Eukaryota; Metazoa; Arthropoda; Insecta; Hymenoptera; Formicidae
Product: glycogen debranching enzyme
Exons: 26
Coding region: 147-6287 (2046 amino acids)
Biological process (GO): glycogen biosynthetic process; glycogen catabolic process
Molecular function (GO): 4-alpha-glucanotransferase activity; amylo-alpha-1,6-glucosidase activity
Source: RefSeq, a predicted model, not a curated record
GUAGCACAUACUUAUAAAGGGCUUUGCUUAUGUAUAAUAAAAUAUGGAUAAGUGAUAUGAGAUAUCGUUUAUUUCAUAAAUUCUCUGUAUGAAGCAACUAAUUGUGAUUAAGUGUACAUCUUAUUUGCUUUGACACGGAUUCAGCUAUGUGCUUUUUUUGCAAUAUUGGAAAUACAUUCUUAAGAGGAUUUAGAAACUUUAUACAAUAUUUGUGCAAACGCUGUUGUUUAAAAUUAAACUGGCCUUGUUUUCAGAACAGAACUGAAAAUAUGCCAGAGCACAAUAUGUCGAGUCACGACUCUGAACAAAUAAGAGUCCUAACUGUGAAUAGCAGGGAACAUCUAGAUGGAAUAUUAUAUAAAUUGAAGAAAGGAUGGAAAGUUGAGUUUAAACUUGGAGCUUCUCUUCUUGGACAGACACUUGAUGUUUUUAUAAAUUAUCCAUUAUUGACUGAAAAAAGAUUUGAAAGGCACACUUACUACCAGUUGCCAUGGAUUGAUGAAUCAGCGACUAUACAUUUAACUUUACCUGGUUCCUACCAUUAUUAUGUCACUGAUCAAGUUAAGGAUGGUGUAUCUGCACAUUGUCCAUCCCAAAUAAAACCUAUUGCAUCUGGAUAUCUGCUAAUAGAUCCUGAGUUGAAAGUAGGUGAAAAUGAAGAGGACUUACCUUUGGAUUGUAUUCAAAUUCAAACAGUCUUGGCAAAAUGUCUGGGACCUUUUUCUACAUGGGAAGACAAAUUACUGGUAGCUCGAAAUUCUGGAUAUAAUGCACUUCAUUUUACACCAAUUCAGGAAUUAGGAAAAUCUAAAUCUUCAUACAGUCUGAGUGAUCAAAUGAAACUCAAUCCUUCUUUUAACGAUAAUAACAAGAUAAUUACUUAUCAUGACAUUGAACGAUUUGUUAAUAAGAUGCGAACUGAGUGGAAGAUGUUGAGUAUAUGUGAUAUUGUCCUGAAUCAUACAGCAAACGAGAGUCCUUUUCUGGUUUCUCAUCCAGAGUGUACGUAUAACUGCGUUAAUACUCCUCAUCUACGUCCAGCAUAUAUUUUAGAUGCAGCAUUAUUUGAAUUAUCGGUACAAGUCGCUGCUGGAGACUGGGAACUUAAAGGUAUUCCUAACGUUAUUGAAACUGAGGAUCAUCUAAAUGCGAUUCGUCACGCUGUCCAUACGUAUUUCUUGCCACUUGUAAAAAUACACGAAAUGUAUAUCGUGGAUAUUCACGAAAUUAUAGCGGAAUUCUUGAACUUGGCGCGCAACGGAAUGCCGCAAGAUAUAACCGUUUCAAAAAGUAAAGACAUUUCGGUGAUUCAAGAUCCCAGCUUCCGUAAAUUGAAAUCAACCAUAAAUAUACAACUUGCCUUGGAAAGAUACAACACGUACAGAGCUGAUUGCUUUGACGAGGAAACCCGUUUGAAACGGUGUGCGGAGGAUUUGAAACAUAAAUUACAAGAACUUAACGAUGUAAUCAUCAACGAUGUGCAAAACCAUCUGAAUGCUGCAGUCGAAAAUACUAUUGCUAGCAUAAGAUAUUUUAGAGUACAAUCUGAUGGUCCAAGGCUUAAGGAAAUUAGCGAAAAGAAUCCUCUUGUUCCUAGAUACUUCACCGAUUAUGGUGCACCCAAAUCAUUGACAGAAAGGGAAAAUAUAAUGUAUUCGGAUAAUGGAUGUUAUUUAAUGGCUCAUAAUGGUUGGGUAAUGAAUGGUGAUCCUUUAAAGAAUUUUGCUGAUCCUGAUUCUAAUGUUUACAUUCAAAGAGAACUCAUUGCUUGGGGAGAUAGCGUAAAGCUCAGAUAUGGAGAAAAACCUGAGGAUUGUCCUUUCUUAUGGCAACAUAUGACAACUUAUGUGGAACAAAUAGCACAAGUAUUUGACGGUAUUCGACUAGACAACUGUCAUUCCACACCGAUUCCUGUUGCUGAGUAUAUGCUUGACGCUGCACGACGUAUCCGUCCAAAUCUUUACGUUGUCGCGGAAUUAUUUACAAACUCUGAUCAGAAAGACAACAUUUUUGUAAAUCGUCUCGGUAUUACUUCUUUGAUCAGAGAAGCUAUGUCUGCAUGGGAUAGCCACGAAGAAGGCAGAUUAGUUUAUCGGUAUGGAGGUGAGCCAGUGGGAGCGUUUUUGCAGUCACAGAAACGGCCGUUAGUACCAAGCAUCGCUCAUGCCCUAUUCUUGGACGUAACUCACGAUAAUCCUAGUCCAAUAGAGAAGCGAAGCACUUUCGAUUUACUGCCAAGUGCCGCACUUGUAUCAAUGGCGUGCUGUGCUAGCGGUAGUAAUCGCGGUUACGAUGAAUUGGUUCCUCAUCAUAUACAUGUGGUGGAUGAAGAAAGACAGUAUGCUUCCUGGACCAACAAUGACAAUUUGGUAGACAACGUUAAGUUCGUUAGUUCAAAGACUGGUAUAAUAGCAGCUAAGAAGGCACUGAACGAUUUACAUUACACGCUUGGCAAGCAAAACUUUUCACAGGUAUUUGUCGAUCAAAUAGACACCGAUACAGUAGCUGUAACGAGACACUCACCGACUACUCACGAGAGUGUAGUUUUAGUCGCGUUUACGGCUUUUAAGCAUCCCGAUGCCAAUGCUCAGGAUUUGAGGAGACACAUAAGACCUUUAAGAGUAGAGGGAAUAGUGGAAGAAAUAAUUUUGGAAGCGUCGCUUUCACACGUUGAUGUUAAAAACGGUAGAACGCCUUACCAUUUGCCUGAAAAAUAUAUGAAGGAUACGCACUUUAUAAAUGGAUUGUCAGAAUAUGCGUUAACUCUUAAACAGCAUAUACAGUGCUGUGACUCUACGAUAAUAGAGAAAGUCGAUUCCGGCGAUCCUAAGAUCACUCAACUCAAUUUUGUCAACUUCCAGCCUGGUUCUGUUAUAGCUAUACGAGUGUCUCUACACGCGAAUAUAAAACCCGCUCUAACAGAUCUUCAAAAUAUUAUUUCGCGCAUCACAUCAAAUAAAGCGUCAGACUUACAUGAUAUUAUAUCUCGUAUGGAUUUCGCAGAUUUGAAUAAAGCUCUAUACAGGUGUGACCAAGAAGAGCGGGACGAAACAAUGAAUAGAUUUGGAGUAUAUAAUGUGCCAGGAUAUGGGCCAUUGGUAUACGCCGGAUUGCAAGGUAUUAUAUCUUUACUGGCAGACAUUCGUCCAAAUAAUGAUCUAGGACAUCCCUUAUGCGAUAAUCUUAGACAGGGCAACUGGUUGAUAGACUACAUAUGGCAACGUUUGAAAGAAGAUAAUGGCACGAAACCUCUUGGAAUAUGGCUUCAGCAAGCAAUGGAACCAUUUAAAUUAAUCCCAAGAUAUUUAGUGCCAAGUUAUUUCGAUGUUAUAAUCGUGAACGUUUAUAUUGGCCUCAUAGAUCAUUGCUACAAUUUGAUGACGAAUUUCGUGAAGAAUGGGACUACAUUUAUUAAAUUACUGAGCCUAAUCUCAGUGCAGAUGUGCGGCGUUGUGAGAUCAUCACUGUUACCGGACUUAUCACCAAAUCUGAAUUUACCGAUACCAAAAACGGAAUUUUAUGAUGGACAAAAUAAGCAAAUCUGUUUAACGCUGUCAGCAGGCUUACCGCAUUUCACGACGGGCUACAUGAGAAAUUGGGGUAGAGAUACCUUCAUUGCUUUGAGAGGAAUGUUGCUUUUAACUGGCAGACAUAUAGAGGCGAGAUUCAUAAUUCUUGGAUACGCUGGGACCUUACGACAUGGCCUGAUACCUAAUUUACUCGAUAAAGGAAGCAAUGCUAGAUAUAAUUGCCGUGAUGCUCUAUGGUGGUGGCUCUAUACCAUAAAGUGUUACGUUGAAGAAGUCCCGGACGGUAUCAAAAUUCUGUCAGAUAAGGUCUCAAGAUUGUUCCCGACCGACGAUUCACCAUCCUUACCUGCAGGACAAGUGGAUCAACUGUUACAUGAAGUAAUUCAAGAAGCUCUCAGGAUACAUUUCCAAGGUCUUUGCUUUAGAGAGAAAAAUGCCGGGAGACAAAUUGACGAGCAUAUGACUGAUCGUGGAUUUAACAAUCAGAUUGGUGUUCAUCCCGAGACAGGCUUCAUAUUCGGUGGCAAUGACGCCAAUUGUGGAACUUGGAUGGAUAAGAUGGGAUCGUCUGAAAAAGCCGGUAACAAGGGGAAACCGGCCACGCCCAGGGACGGUUCUGCCGUGGAGAUAGUUGGACUGAGCAAGUGCAUUCUCAGUUUUCUGGCCGAAUUAUAUAAGCAAAAUCUUUUCCCGUACGGUAGCGUUCAACGUAAAAAUCGUGACGGAAAAGUAAUAACUUGGAGUUACAAGGAAUGGGCAGAUAGAAUUUCCGCAAAUUUCGAGAAGUGCUUUUACGUCAAUGAGAUUCCAACGAAGGACGAAUUAAAACCUAAUCUGAUACACCGGCGAGGCAUAAUUAAGGACAGCUAUGGAGCAACGCAAGAAUGGGCGGAUUAUCAGUUGCGGCCUAAUUUCCCUAUCGCUAUGGUCGUUGCUCCAGAACUGUUUAAUCCUCAACGUGCGUGGAAUGCGUUGAAAAAAGCAGAAGGAAUAUUGUUGGGUCCUUUGGGUAUGAAAACAUUAGAUCCUGCGGAUUGGGCUUACAAUGGUUAUUACGAUAAUUCCAACGACAGUACUGACAUGAAAGUGGCGCAUGGAUGGAAUUAUCAUCAGGGACCUGAAUGGAUUUGGCCAAUAGGGUAUUUUCUGCGAGCGCGUCUGCACUUUGCGUCAUUAAUCGGCGGUGAAGACGAGUUACGUCGCAUAGUUGGAUCGACUGAAGCUAUUAUUUCACGGCACUUUGUCGAAGCCUCCACUAAUCAUUGGAGAGGUCUCCCCGAGCUUACCAACAAGGACGGCAGCUAUUGCAAGGAUAGUUGUCGUACCCAAGCGUGGAGCGCCUCGUCCAUAAUGGAGGUACUCUACGAUCUGCAAAAGAUCAGGCGGGAAUUGCGUUCGGAGCGCCCACACCUAGAACAAUUGAAACUAGAAGAAGCAAGACGUAGAGCCAGGAACAAUGCGAGUGAUGUACGCCUUCCCACCGAAGUGAUAGAGACACCGCACACGGAAACACACGCAUACCAUAUUCCGCACGUAGAUGUAAUGGACAUACGAACUGAAAAAUAUGUAGCUGCUGAUUUCGCGCUCACGAAGAACGAUAUUCCGAUUGCCGCUGAAGACGCGUUGACCUUCGCGAUCGAUAGAAAGAACGACGACAUACAUCUCGGCAGUAGUCCACACAGUCAGUCACUACACAGUCUUUCUUAUUUCGCCGAUGAUUGGAUGGAAUACUCAUCAGACGCGAAGAUUCAUGCUCGUUCGAUGCGUAAGACAGAACAAAUUGAUCGUGACUGUGAGGUAAAAUGCGCUAAAGAUCAGCGGAGGAAUUACAAUCGACAAUACGCAAGAAUAGCAAACAAUGAUGCCGGAAACAAAGUUACGAGCGUUCGUACUUUAACGAACGCUGAUCACGUGUAUGAAGAAGUUCGAGCAACUAAAGAGCCCGGUUCAUAUUAUGUUCAGGAUCAUUACGAGGGAUACAGUCCCACCGCAACAAAGGCCUUGAUAAAUACGCUUUUUUCCCCACGACACAAAAUCUGCAAGGAAUGUGCGGAAAUGCACAGUCCAGUAUAUACCGAUCGCUUGAUAUAUGCGAGGAAACCAUUGUUCGCCGUAGAGGUCGUUUUGUGUCAUCGCGACGACGUCUCGUGUUUCAAGUACUGCAGCCGUCGAGAAAAACUCAGCCCGAUUCUCUGCUCGCAGUGCAACGCAGAUCGUGAUCAAGAUCGUAUGCUGAUCUACAGUUACGUGAAAACCAACGCCGCUGGUAUAUUUUAUUCUCACUGCUGGCCCCGAGACGUCUUCGAUCUAGAAGCGAUACUAAAGCCGAGUAUUUAUGUUAUUAGUCGCGCUCGCAACAUCGUAGUGAAUACCCAGUUGUACCAUCGUUACGUAAAUAAUUAUCACGUGAGAAUAUCAAGAGCUGGCUGCACACCCAUGACAUUUCGCCAUGGUAGUGACACUAUGGUAGACUGCACAGAACGCAUUAGUUGCAACGAUGAUUUGCAUGAUUCGCUGAAUAAUCGGAGGCAUCAAUUAAAGGAUGAUGAUAACGAUGAACGAUGUCGGCAGGACAGGUCGACCUUAUUGUUGCUGGAACCGUUGUUGCUAAUGCCGGAAUUGGCGAGACACGACAAAAAGAGCAAAAUACCCGUUUUACGAUCAAAACGCACAAAAAUUAUCAGAAUAUUAAUCGCUUAUACAUUGUCGUUUUUCGUUCUUGCGAGCAUUACCUUUUAUGUAGUUUAUUUUACUUAGUUGCCGGAUUGUAGAAUACCGUUAAAUCAUGUGAGAUUGUUGAAAGAUUGUUUAAUUAUAUUGUAACUCGUUGUUACGUAAUACAUUUAUUGUCAUUAAUUUCACAUUACAUUUGUCUCGAGAUGUUCACAAGGUGAUUUGCAGAACAGUUCAAUAUCGCAUGUACACAGCGACUUUAUGUCUCGUUAGACACAUGCAUACUUUCGACACGGUUCAUUAAUGACAAAGAAUGUUUUGUAGUAUACAAAUUAUAACUAGCUUAAUUAUUAAAUCUACAUCGCAAUAAGCGAACCAUUCUUGUGUCAAAAUUGUCGUUCGUCAACGAUUUGUUAAAUCCCAAGAAUCAAAUUAAAGCGUGAUGAUUUCUAUGUGUUACGCGGAUGUUGUAAAGCUCACAUAUAAUUCCUACUACUUAUAAUUCAAUAUCAUAAAUAUAUGUCGUAGAUACCUUAACAUCUCUAGAGAGUGGUGUAGCGAAGUUUUAAUUAAUCUCACCGAGUUUGCGAGAUGUUAUUCAAGAACUAUGUCUAAAUGUAACUUUGCAAAAGUCAAAUCAGUAAUAUUUAUAUUAUUCAUGUUAUCUAUUAAUGUUUAGUAAUUCCUGUUGUGUAUUAAUUACAUUCGCAAUAAUUAAUGAUUUUAAUGAUGUUCAAUUUAUAUGAGAUGUUUCUUGAUAUGAUAUAUAUUUAUAUGAUUUAAUAAAAAAUAACUAAAGUGUAUUUCUUCCUGCAAAAUCGAAUUCUACACAAGUUCAGUGUCAAAUGUCAACAAGUUAUUCAAUGAUAAUCAGAUGAUAUAAAUGUUUACAUACACAUCUAGGAUGACUCAACACAUGUCUCGAACAAACAGAUAAAGAAGUAUUGAAAUAUUUUUCUAAAUUCUUUCAGUUAGAGAUAAAUCUUAUAAAUCAAAAGUUGAAGAUGCAUAUUAUAGUAUAUUAUUAUUCAUAUUUUAUCAUGUUGUAUGAUAUAUAUAUAUAUAUAUAUAUAUAUAUAUAUAUAAUAUAUAAUAUAUAUAUGUGUGUGUGUGUGUAUAGACACACACACCAUAUAUAUAAUAAAGAAGAGGUAACAAAAUUCUCACUCGCAGGAAAAAUUUUAUUACCAUAUGUAUCGAAAAGCCCUCGUAAUAAAUGCCGAUAUUUCAGAUCUUAUAUUAUUGCAUAUAUUUACAAUUACAUUAAUGUUUAUUAUAUGUAGCUAUAUUAAAUUGUUUGUAUUAAAUUUUCCUAUUAUUAUUCAGCAGGUUCCUUUUAUGCGAUUUCUAUUAAACUUCUGUUUCAAAACUCACUGUUUGUAAAACUAUAGUAGCGAAACUAGAAAGACACAUAAGAGUUCUAGUUUCUAGCAUACGAAACGAGUAAAAUCAUACAUCACUUUAUAUAGUGAAAAUAUAUAGCAUAAGUUGAAAUUGCCAGAAUUGGAUUGAUAUAAGAGAUCGAUAAAUCAGAUCAGAUAUUAAAAAGAUAUCUAUGUAACUCAUAUGAGAAAACUAAGCAUUAAUAAAUAAUUUUUUUCAGGUACAUAUCAAUAAAAUAAAUCAUAUAUAAA